AUGACCGAGCGAAAGACAACUGUGAGUGUCCAGUCACUCCAACCGUCACAAUUUUCGGGGUGGGGGACAAAACAAGGCGGCAAAUGGAAAACGUGGAAACGACGGUUCUUUGUAUUGAAAGAUCGUAAAUUGUGGUACUUUGAAGCACCAGACUCACUUUCUGCAAAAGGGUGGAUUGACUUACCGCCAGGAACGGAUGUUAAAGAUGAGUCUGAUCGACCAAAACGACUUGCUUUCUCCAUCAAUUCUCGUGGUGUCAAAGGUAUCAGAACGUUUCACUUGACUGUCGAUACGGAGAACGACUUAGUUGCGUUUUUGGAUGGGUUGAAUAAAGUGUUAGGCAACGUGAAAUCGAAGAAACGCGAGGACACCCUUAUCGACGAACACUCGCUUUUCAAAAUGGCAAAUUCAUUCACAACAGGAAACGCUACAGACAACAUCUUAGUCUUACGAAGUAAAGUCCAAUGGUUGAACAACGGACAAAUAGCUUCUUUAUUGGAGUGUGCAGUGACUGCUCUUCCUGAGGACAAAACCACAAUCGACUUUUCAGUUUCAAUCAACUCCGACUUGUCUGCAGUUGGUCUUCGAUUUGCUGGGGAACAAGGCCCGAUGUUACAAAGUGUUGUGGACACAUUUUGGGCUGUCGGCACCCCUGCGUCUGAGAUCGAACGUUUAAAUUUGACUGGUGUUCGUAUCGACCCGAAGAAUUUAGGGAUGUGGCUUGAUUUAUCGAAGAGAGGAGGAAUGGAUGGGGGAUGGUUUAUGAUCACGGACCACACGCCAACCAUCGUCAAUUUGAUUUCGGACGGUGGGAAGAUUAAUGAUAAAGUCACCAUGUUGAUGGGCAUCAACAACAUUAAAACCAUUGAUUUUGUUGGAAGAGAUCUUGGAGUGACUCCACCGCGCCAAGCGAAUUACCGGUUUAAAAUCGAUGGACACGAUAGAGCAACUAUUGUGAAGGAUUUUUAUGAGAAGUGUAAUUUGAAAGGAUUCAACUUGUUGAUACAGAAAAUCAUUAACGACGCGCCUAACAGAGAAGUCUACGUCUCUGUUAAAACAACGAACAUCGACUUGGUUAAGAUCACGACUAUACUCGAAUCACCAACACCGGAAAUGUUACAAGACGCCGUUCAACUUGUGAAGGGAUUUUAUGUCGAUUCCCAUAAUGAACUCAUUCAGGCGUUUGGUAACCCAAUUGCGUUGGAAAUCAGCGUCCUUCGGUACGGGUACGGAUAUGAUGUAUUCAACGAAGGCUUGGACGUGUCGCUGGUGUACAACUUACAAGACGACAACAUCACGACGUUCCCAUUCAAAAAGUCACCACAUCCCGCCCCUUCAAAAUCAAAGGUGAAAGAUGACAACUCGAAACAACCUGUUGCAAAACAAGAAGUGAAUGAAGAUCAGGUGGGGCAUCUUUAUGACCAAGAAUUACAGCCACUUGCCCUUCCAGAAAAAUCAGAAAGGUCACCCCGAGCGAAGGAAGUAACUUCUAUUAUGACAGUAAAGGAUAUCGGACAGAGUGUUGCUAAGGAAAUUGGGCCAAUCAGUCCUAAAGAACCCGUUGAAGGCUCAGAUGUUCCUCCACCAGUCCCCCCUUUGUCCCCAAGAAGAACAGCCCACAGUGAGAAACCAACAGGAAGCGCACCACUCCCACCUAAAAAGCCAGCCCCCAAACCUGGACUUAAGAAGAAUCAUUCUGCUCUUCAGAUUAACCCACCCAUAAUUUAA
Molecule: messenger RNA, 1728 nt
Organism: Entamoeba invadens IP1
Lineage: Eukaryota; Evosea; Mastigamoebida; Endamoebidae
Exons: 2
Coding region: 1-1728 (575 amino acids)
Source: RefSeq, a predicted model, not a curated record